Racocetra persica is the source of this 811-nucleotide messenger RNA. The record is from the annotation of a GenBank genome assembly. NCBI's taxonomy places the organism in Eukaryota, Fungi, Glomeromycota, Glomeromycetes, Diversisporales, Gigasporaceae.
AUGGCAGUUCAUCCAUUUUCACAUACCGCAGCACUCAUCUUCCAUCGAUCAAAGAAGUUCGUUUUAAAAUUAAACAAAAAGUAUAAUUCUGGCAGUAAUAAUAGCAGUAAUAGUAGUUGUAGUAAAAUCAACAAGAAUAAUCAACAAGAUUGUGAUCCUGAUUACCUUUAUAAACGGGGUGAGGCAUACCUGUUUGGACGAGCUGGAGAACAAAGAAAUGAAAAGAAAGCAUUUGAAUAUUUUCAACGUGCUUCUAAAUUAAAUCAUAUAGAAGCACGGGGGGUCUUGGGCUUUUGUUAUGAAUUUGGAUUAGGUGUUGAAAAAAAUUUUAAACAAGCAGAGUUGCAUUACAUCCCAGCUGCAAAGGCCGGAAAUGGCUUGGCUCAGGCUAGGCUCGCGUUUUUAAGAAAAUAUGGUCGGCCUUGUGUCCGUAUUGAUCGAGCUGAGGCCGAGAUGUGGCAACAAAAAGUUAAAGAGCAAGGUGAAACAGCUAUCGCUUGGCUAUUUAACGCAGCUUGUAAUGAAAAUCACGCUGCCGCACAAUAUUCAUUGGGUGAUCACCUGGCUGCCAUGUACAACUUGGCUAAUGCGUUGGAAAAAGGAAUUGGGUGUGAAGUUGAUCUUGAAGGUGCUACGCAUUGGUUGGAAAAAGCAGCUAGCUCUGGAAUGUAUGGGACAAGAGGCAAGCGGAAAUGUUUAUUUGACCGGAUAUUGCGCAGCGGCAGCAUAAAUACUAGGGAUGGAAUCGGCUUAAGCCAAGCCGAGCCGGCUCGAGCUGAUGGCUCAAGCCAGCUGGCUCAAGCCGGCCCAA